AUGGCGGCGGCGGGCGGUGGCGAUAGUGACUGUGAUCGUGCGGGACGGCGGCUGCCACCUCACUCUCCCUCGGGCCUGAUUCUGCACACGGUGGAGAUGCACACGGGCGGCGAGCCGCUGCGCAUCAUCCCGCGGCUGGAGGCGGCGGAGGAGGCGGUGGCGGCUCGCGGACUGUCGCUGCUGUCGCUGCGGCGGGAGGUGGCGGCCACACAGGACCACGUGCGGCAUGCGCUGAUGCACGAACCGCGGGGCCACGCCGGCAUGUACGGGGCGGUGGUGGUGCGCGGCGGCGGGGCCGCUGCCGGUGCUGACCUGGCGGCCCUCUUCCUGCACGGGGCCGGCUACAGCGCCAUGUGCGGCCACGCCGUCAUGGCCCUCGGCCGCUUCGCUCUGGACUACGGGCUGGUGGUGGCACCCAGCUGCCCCGAGACCGCCGUCCACCUGCGCUGCCCUUGCGGGCCCGUCACUGCCUUCGUGCCCUGGGAUGGCCACCGCAGUGGCAACCCAGUCCGCUUCCACAGCGUGCCCGCCUUUGCUGCCGUCACCGACUUGGCCAUUGAUGUCCCUGGUCAUGGGAAAGUGGUGAUUGACAUUGGCUAUGGUGGCACUUUCUAUGCCUUCCUCAGUGCCGAGCAGCUGGGCCUUGAUGUAUGCUCUUCAAAGACUAGAGACCUUGUCAAUGCAGCGAGCAUGGUGACAGAAGUGGUGAAGAAACAGUUCAAGCUUCAUCACCCUGAAAGUGAAGACCUGGCUUUCCUCUAUGGCACCAUACUCACAGAUGGGAAAGAUGCCUUUAGUGAGGAGCCCACCACCAACAUAUGUGUGUUUGCAGAUGAACAGGUUGAUCGAAGUCCAACAGGCUCAGGUGUGACAGCUCGCAUUGCCUUGCAGUACCACAAGGGACUCAUCCAGCUGAACCAGACCAGAACCUUUCGGAGCAGCACAACGGGGUCUUUGUUCACUGGGAAGGCAGUGAAGGAAGCCAGGUUUGGGAACUACAAUGCUGUCAUCGUUGAAGUCUCAGGAGAAGCCUUUUACACUGGUACAGCUACCUUCACUGUUGAAGAAGGGGACUCGCUGAAACAUGGCUUUUUCUUCAAGUGA
This is a messenger RNA of Indicator indicator, 1104 nucleotides long. RefSeq names its product trans-L-3-hydroxyproline dehydratase (gene L3HYPDH). NCBI's taxonomy places the organism in Eukaryota, Metazoa, Chordata, Aves, Piciformes, Indicatoridae. Bases 1 to 1104 code for a protein of 367 amino acids. The transcript has 5 exons. Gene Ontology annotation, molecular function: hydro-lyase activity. The record is from RefSeq and is a predicted model, not a curated record.